Coprinopsis cinerea okayama7#130 is the source of this 962-nucleotide messenger RNA. RefSeq names its product ubiquinone biosynthesis protein COQ4. The record is from RefSeq and is a predicted model, not a curated record. The coding region runs from base 87 to 962 and encodes 291 amino acids. Lineage: Eukaryota; Fungi; Basidiomycota; Agaricomycetes; Agaricales; Psathyrellaceae. Gene Ontology annotation, biological process: ubiquinone biosynthetic process. Gene Ontology annotation, cellular component: mitochondrial inner membrane; mitochondrion. The transcript has 3 exons.
CGACGAGCAACGCCCGUAACGAUCCGCCUUGGUCUCUUUCCACGUUCUGAACCGCCCGGAACAACCACAACGACCACCACAUCAGGAUGUUAGGUCGCCGCUCGGUAUCCCUUCUGCGUGGACUCACAGAAUUGCCUGUAAGCAGUCGUGCGCAUACCGCUCUGCGGGCUCUCUCAGUCCCACAAACGCGUCGAAAUGUGGCGACGAAACCAAAUUACGAGGGUCAUAUACCCUUAAACUGGUUUGAAAAUGCUCUUCUGACUGCGGGAGCGGCGUACAUGUCGAUCACAGACCCUAGACGGGGAGAUAUGGUCGCCGCUCUUGGUGAGACGACGGCAGGUCCAACUGUAUCCUGGCUCAGGGACCAAAUGCUUGCAAGUCCUGAAGGACGACAAAUCCUCAAAGACCGUCCCCGGAUAACCUCUUCGACCGUGGACAUGGAUAAACUGGCCCAAAUGCCGGAAGGAACCUUUGGAAGGGCCUACAUUAAUUGGCUUGAGAGAUGCGGCGUCACCCCCGAUACUCGCGAACCAGUGCACUACAUCGAUGAUCCUGAACUGGCCUAUGUGAUGCAAAGAUACCGAGAAUGCCAUGACUUCUAUCAUUGCAUUUGCAACAUGCCCGUAAAUGUGGAAUCAGAACUCGCCGUCAAGUACUUUGAAUUCGCGAACCUAGGCCUUCCAAUGGCUGGACUGGCAGCCCUUUUUGGUCCUCUCAGGCUCAACGCUCAGAAACGCAACUGGUUGUUUACGGAAGCUGUUCCUUGGGCAUUGAAGUGCGGUAGCAGCGCACGAAGUCUUAUCACGGUGUACUGGGAAAAGCGGUGGGAAGAACAGGUGGAGGAUAUGAAGAAGGAAUUUGGGAUUUGGGAUGGCCCGGAAGCGAGAUGGAGUAAACCCUUGAAUGAGGCGAAGGAAGCCGCCGAACGUCGCUCAAAAACAACCCAAAACCAAAUAUACUAA